Molecule: messenger RNA, 2157 nt
Organism: Myripristis murdjan (pinecone soldierfish)
Lineage: Eukaryota; Metazoa; Chordata; Actinopteri; Holocentriformes; Holocentridae
Product: protein regulator of cytokinesis 1-like
Exons: 14
Coding region: 180-1967 (595 amino acids)
Biological process (GO): microtubule cytoskeleton organization; mitotic spindle midzone assembly
Cellular component (GO): mitotic spindle midzone; spindle; cytoplasm
Molecular function (GO): microtubule binding
Source: RefSeq, a predicted model, not a curated record
CAAACCUCGGCAGCAGCAGCAGCGGACACGGAGCAGCGGUGGCACCACGGCGGCGUUACUGUCUGUUUUUUCAUUUUUCAGACUGAAAGGUCGCUUUUUAUAACCCACCGCCCGUUGAGUUUUGUUUUUGUUUUUUGUUUGUUUGUUUGUUUUUACUUUUUUUUUUUUUGACUGGCAACAUGAGGAGAAGUGAAGUCCACGCAGCAGCGUCUGUGACUUGUCUCAAUAAAGCACUAGCAAGGCUGAAGGACAUUUGGGAAGAAAUAGGGAUUCCUGAGGACCAGCGGCUGCAAAGGACCGAUGCUGUCCAGAAGCACAUUCAAAGUUUGCUGGACAUGAUGAUUGCUGAGGAAGAGGCCCUCAAGAGGAGGCUGCUGAACAGCAUUGAAACUUGUCACAAGGAACUCAAAACUUUGUGUACUGAACUCCAGCUGCCCCCGUUUGAGGAGGAGGACGGAUGCACUAUUUUGCAGUUGGAGAAGGACAGCCGCACACGUCUGGAGGUCAUGAGGAAGCACAAGCAGCAGAGGAUGGAAGACCUCAAAGCACUUCUAGCCAAGGACCGUGAGCUGUGUCGUAUAAUGUGUUGCACCCCCUUUGGCAUCGACCAGGAUGCCGUCCCAUCACUGGAGGAACUGAAGACUUAUCGCUCCUACCUUGAUGAUCUGACCAAAGAGAAGGAGCGUCGUCAUGAUGAAUUUGUGGGCAUAAAGUCGCAGAUCAUCGUGUGUAUGGAUGAUCUGGAGCGGUCCCCAGAGACCAGUUUUGAGAGGGAUGUGAUGUGUGAGGAUGAGGAUGUCUUCUGUCUGUCAACAGACAAUAUUGCUGCUCUCCGGCUGCUCCUCAGUCAGUUGGAAGAACACAAGGCUGAAAAUGAGCAGUGCUGUUCAGCACACCGCACUAAGAUCCAAGAUCUGUGGGACAGACUUCAGAUUCCCCAAGAGGAGAGGGAGGCUUUCUCCGAGCACAUGGUCAAGUCAAAGAAGAAAAACAGGGAUGCGCUGGAGGCUGAAGUCCAACGUCUGGAUGUCCUGAAGAUGAAGAGCAUGAAAAGUUUCAUUGAGGCCAUAAGAGCUGAGAUUUCCCUUUUCUGGGAGAGGUGCUUUUACAGCCAAGAGCAGUGUCAAGCUUUCGUUUCAUAUCAUGAUGAUAAUUUCACUGAGGAGCUUCUGAACCUGCAUGAGGCUGAGGUCUUGACUCUGAAGAAGUAUUAUGAAGAUCACAGAGAGCUCUUUGACGGAGUCACAAAAUGGAAGGAGAACUGGACAUUGUUCCUUGAACUUGAUAGAAAAGCGAACGAUCCCUCUCGGUUUAACAACAGAGGCGGGAACCUUCUCAAAGAACAGAAGCAGAGAACUGACCUGCAAAAAAGUCUGCCCAAGUUGGAGAAGAGCCUGAAGGCUCAGAUUGACCUUUGGGAGCAGGAGCAUGGCAGGACGUUCCGGGUCGAUGGACAGACAUUCCUGGAGUAUGUUCAACAGCAGUGGGAUCUUCACCACUCAGAGAAGGAGAAAGAGAAAGUGGAAAGGCAAAUGAAGAAAAGCAAACAGACUGAGGAGGACAUGCUCUAUGGAACCUCCAUUCGGACACCAUCCAAAAGGCGGAUGGCAGGGACUCCCACACCUGGCAAAGUACGAAAGCUCAAUGGGACCUCGAUCGCCUCCACCAACAGCACCCUCACUUCUGGCUUUGGAACGAUCUGCCACUCAGUCCAGAGAACACCUCUGUCCGCCAGCAAGGGUCUUGGCCUGCGGACCCCCGGGAAUGGAAAGACUCCCCGCGCACUUGACAGAAACAAGGAAAACAUUUCCCACCUCAGUAGAAAUGCUCUGAGUGGCGUGCUAAGAUCUCAGGAUAGUUCCGAUCGCAACUUCAGCAUCAACGCUGUUGGUGUCUCCUAUUCAGAGUUUGCGCGAGACAUCACGAAGGCGUCAGGACAGCUGAACUCGACCAUCAGUCACCACUGACGGCCAGAGGAGCUGCAGCAGCACCGGGAGUCGUCCAGCUUCACUGGUGCUUUAACAUAGUUUCAUUGUCUUUAUUUUCAGUGGGCAUGAGGGAAAUGUGUUUGUGGCUUUUUAAAUGUUAGUCCUUAGUCUGAAAAAAAAAAAAGUACAUAUUUUAUGCUGCAUAAACAUUUUUAGGCUCAAGAAACCA